AUGAAAAUCUUCGAACGGAUUCUUGACAAAAGAAUAAGGAAUAUCGCCAAAGUGACAUCAAACCAAUGCGGAUUAGUACGAGGCUGUGGAACAACAGAUGCAAUCCACGCAGCCAGGAUACUCUUCGAAAAACAUCGAGAGAAAAACGUCUGCCUGCACGCUGCUUUCAUAGACCUCGAAAAAGCGUUCGACCGCGUCCCCCACGAACUUAUAUGGUACGCACUCCGGCAACACGACGUCCCUGAGGCCCUGAUAAACCUUGUCAAACUGCUGUAUAAAGACACUAAAAGCAAGGUAGUAACCGCAGCUGGCACAACCGAAGACUUCUCGAUCAAAGUAGGAGUGCACCAAGGCAGCGCCCUAUCGCCACUUCUCUUCAUCCUCGUCAUGGACACUUUAACAAAUGACCUGCAGACACCUACCCCGUGGACCCUUCUUUACGCAGAUGACGUCAUGAUUGCUGCCACCACGAAACAAGAGCUCCAAAAUCGGCUGGAACAAUGGAACGCAAGACUGACGCAGUUUGGACUUCGGAUCAACCUCAAGAAGACAGAAUACCUGAGCACGGACAAAACCGAAAACGGCACCAUUCGAGUGGACAACGUCGACCUACCCAGAACUAACUCCUUCAAAUAUCUUGGCUCGUCGAUUGCGGAUGAUGGUUCAAUAAACAAAGACAUCGCAGCGCGCAUAAACUGCGCAUGGCACAAAUGGAAAACCACCACAGCCGUACUGUGCGACCCAAAGAUAGGUGACCGACUGAAAUCGAAAUCUACCGAUGUGUGA
This is a messenger RNA of Caenorhabditis auriculariae, 786 nucleotides long. NCBI's taxonomy places the organism in Eukaryota, Metazoa, Nematoda, Chromadorea, Rhabditida, Rhabditidae. The record is from the annotation of a GenBank genome assembly.